UUACAAAUCACGUCAAAAUGUUUACAAUAAUGGACAAAUGAUGACAGAAACAGCAAUCCAUUCACAACAUCAACAACAAGUUUAUCCACCUUUAAUAAGUUCGCCAUCAAUCCAAACAACUCGUUUGCAACAACAACAUAUUUACACUAUUGGUCAACCAGUUGUUGGUGAUGUUGGGAAUAUUGGUGGGGGAACAACAGCGACAACAGCAAUACCUUUGGAUUUGGCUAUUCAACAAAAUAUGACUGUCCAAGAGCUUAUUCAGACAUUAAAAGUCCAAGGAGGAAACCGAAAUACAAAUACACAAAUUAUUCUUCAAACAAAUGCAAAUAUUCCUUCAACUCCUACUCCAACUUCCACAAUUUUAACAACAAAUGAUCGCCAUCCUAUCCAGAAUCAACAAGAAACUCCUGACAGUAGUAGCCAAGAAGCUAGCAUUCAAGAGAAUGCUCUAAAGGCUGGAUAUCCUAAAAAAGAUAAAAGCGACAAUAAUCAAAUGAAAAAAGGGCGUAAAAAGAAGAAAGGAGAAAAUGAGCAAAAAUUCGAAAAUAUUAUUUUAAAAACUGAUGUUGUUGAAAAAAUUGAUUUGGAAGCUAAUGAAAGAGGAAAACAAAAAAUUGGGCAAAUAAAUAAAGAGGAGGAGAAGUUGGGGAGUGCUGGUGGACAAUUACAAGCAGAGGCUAAAAUAAAGAAACAAACAAGUACUACGACAAAUGUACCGGGGAACGUUUCAACUGUUCCAAAUCAAAAACAGCAACAACGCUUUGAAGAAUUGGAAGCCCAAUUGAAGAAAUUAAACAAACAAUUGCUUACUGAAAAGAAUAAAGCAGCAACACAAAAGAAGCGUGCAGACAAAGCAUUAUCUGAUUUGGAGAGAGCUUCUGAUUCUAUUCAAUUGUUAAAAAUUGAUUUGGCUUGUCAAAAGACUGAUAACAAUACACUUAUUUCUGAAAAUAUUGCCUUAAAAGCAGAAAACCAACAACUUCGUUCUAAAGAAAAAAGAACAAGUUCUGGCCCAUCUACAGCAUCCGGAACACCAAAAAAUAGGAAACGAAAAGAAAUUACUGAAGAGCCCGAAAUUAUAAAAAAUGAAAAAGGCGGAGGGGGAAGAAGUCGAAAAGCAACAACAAAUAGUCUAAAAACUGAUAAUUUACCAGAAAAAACCCUUACACCUCCCCCACUUUCUUCAGAACUUGGACGACGGCAAAGUAAAAGAAUUUGUGUGGCAAGAAAUCAAUUUAUGAGAAAUUUAUUUUAA
Molecule: messenger RNA, 1258 nt
Organism: Meloidogyne enterolobii
Lineage: Eukaryota; Metazoa; Nematoda; Chromadorea; Rhabditida; Meloidogynidae
Source: the annotation of a GenBank genome assembly